AUGAGCGUGUUGAUCAACGCUGAUGGAGAAGAGGAAAAUUGGAGGCCAGUGAAGGUCGAACCUCUGACCGUCCGUGAGGUCACGGCUGAUGGUGCAGACGGUGCCUAUGGCAGACCCAGCUGUCGGUGUCCUGUCUGCGGCCGCGACUGCUUCAAGAUGUCGGCGCUGCAGAAGCACCUGCGCAUCCACUCGGGCGAGCGUCCAUUUGUGUGCCCCACCUGCGGCCGGAGCUUCACGCAGCACGUGCACAUGACGGAGCACCAGAGGACGCAUUCAGGGGAGAAACCAUACAGCUGCUCACAGUGCGGCAAGAGCUUCAGCCGCGCUCUGGACCUCAGCUACCAUGAGGGCGUGCACGCGGAGGACCGGCCCUACUUCUGCCACGUCUGCCACAAGAGCCUGGGGGGCGCCAGAGUCUUCCGGAAGCACAUGAAGAGGCACGAGGAGGCCAGGUGCUCUGAGUCUGUCUCUGCAGCAAUGCCACAGGACCAGACAGAGGGGAGAGGAAACGUAGCCACUGGCCACGUUUGAGUGAAAACACUGACUGGAGUGGACUGACGCACUGCUGAGCCUGGACUCACACACACACACGGAUGCACACUACUGAAUCAGCUGAACAUCCGAAUACUUCCAUCCCUCUUCUGGUCUCUGGUACUGGAGCCACGCCCCUUCAUCAGACCCUUAAUAAAGUCGUCUGACAUUUGCUUGUUCGGCAACAUCUGGCUCGCGUCUCUCGUGGUCUGGCUUCCAAAACAGGUUCCAUCCUCCCGCUCACUGGGGCGACUCAACAGCAGUUCGCCAGUUGCCCACGUGGAGGUGCUGCUGAGUCCGUGGGUGACCCAGGCGCGGGCUGA
Messenger RNA from Synchiropus splendidus (mandarinfish), 854 nucleotides. Its product is annotated as gastrula zinc finger protein XlCGF9.1-like. The transcript has 2 exons. Gene Ontology annotation, molecular function: RNA polymerase II cis-regulatory region sequence-specific DNA binding; DNA-binding transcription factor activity, RNA polymerase II-specific. Lineage: Eukaryota; Metazoa; Chordata; Actinopteri; Syngnathiformes; Callionymidae. Bases 1 to 531 code for a protein of 176 amino acids. The record is from RefSeq and is a predicted model, not a curated record. Gene Ontology annotation, biological process: regulation of transcription by RNA polymerase II.